AUGGUUCUUCAAAACGAUAUUGAUCUGCUUAACCCACCUGUUGAGCUUGAGAAGAGGAAACACAAGCUCAAGCGUCUUGUUCAAUCUCCCAAUUCCUUCUUCAUGGAUGUGAAGUGCCAAGGCUGCUUUAACAUUACGACCGUGUUUAGCCACUCGCAGACUGUAGUGGUGUGCGGAAACUGCCAGACAGUACUGUGCACACCCACAGGAGGUAAAGCAAAGCUCACUGAAGGAUGCUCUUUCAGGAAAAAGAUAUGA
Molecule: messenger RNA, 258 nt
Organism: Arabis nemorensis
Lineage: Eukaryota; Viridiplantae; Streptophyta; Magnoliopsida; Brassicales; Brassicaceae
Source: the annotation of a GenBank genome assembly